Molecule: messenger RNA, 576 nt
Organism: Megalops cyprinoides (Indo-Pacific tarpon)
Lineage: Eukaryota; Metazoa; Chordata; Actinopteri; Elopiformes; Megalopidae
Product: interleukin-17F-like
Exons: 3
Coding region: 1-576 (191 amino acids)
Biological process (GO): inflammatory response
Cellular component (GO): extracellular region
Molecular function (GO): cytokine activity
Source: RefSeq, a predicted model, not a curated record
AUGCAACAGCAGUGGCAAGUUCAGCACAACAGCUGCUGCAGGACCAUGGUGAAGAAGCCUCCCCUGUUCAAUGCUCAGCACAUGAAGGUUUUCAGAGCUGCCUUUGUGCUGGGGGUCCUCGUGCUGUUGGUGGGGGUGGAUGGGGGCUCCGUCAAACCGGCACAUAGGAACAGGAAGCAGGACAAAAGGCCGAAAGGCACAUCGGGCCGGAGCAGCUCCGGAGAGAGGGUGAUGUCCGUGAAGCUGCUCCUGGACCCUAAUUUGAUGCCCGCAUCUUCCCAAGUCCCUCUGAUAGGGAACAACUCCCUGUCCCCCUGGAGUUACAAAUACACCUACGACGACAGCCUGUUCCCCCCCCACAUCGCUCAGGCUGAGUGUUUGAGGACCGGCUGUCUGGGCUCUGACGGACAGGAGGACAUGGGCCUGGAGUCCAAACCCAUCUACCACCAGGUCCUGGUCCUGCGGAGGAUCUCAGGGAAGAAGCGAAAGAAAUACAUCUUCAGGCUGGAGAGCAAGACCAUCAAAGUGGGCUGCACCUGUGUCCUGCCCAGUGUCAUGCCCCCACACUGGGUGUAA